UUUUCAUAUUCUAUUAACAAAUGCCCCACUCCGCUUUCUGUGAUAUCCUCUUCUUUUUCUCACUUUUUCUUUUCUUUGAUAUGCUCUUUCGGAGAUGGAAGUGGUGAGGAAGGUGAAAUGCUCUUGAAUCUCUCUGGUAAGGAUUCAAUAUAUCGCUAUUGAAUUGGGUUUUUCAUAUCAAGUAAUGUUCGACCCUUUAAUGGUGAUCCACGUUCGUUCUCUAAUUUGGUUGAGCAAAAGGAAAAAAGAAAAGAUUCCCACAAAAUCACUCGCUCUACUCAUCUCUUAGUGAUUCAAUUAGGUUCCUAAUCUCUUCUAUACUUUUCAUUUCUUCAACACUGUGAAUUUCUCUUUUUUGUUUCAUAUUCAGUUGUAUAGAGUGGUAUUGGUAGUUGAGACUCAGAUAUUAUAAAGAUUAACUGUAUUUGUUACUCUUAGAGCUAAGCCAAUACGAGUAGUUUUGUUUUGUGAUUGAUUUCGAAUACAGCAAAAGUUAGGAUCUAGUUGAGGAAGGAAGACUCCUUCUAUAGAUUGAUUUGUGGUAUAGAAGUGGCUAAAAUGAGUCUGGGUGCGACUGAGAAUGAUUCGGCAUCGGAGAUUCAUAUACCAGCAGAAAUUGAUUGGCAUAUGCUUGACAAAUCCAAGUUUUUCUUUCUUGGAGCUGCUUUAUUUUCUGGUGUAUCAGCUGCACUUUACCCUGUUGUUGUUUUAAAGACUCGGCAACAGGUUUCUCCAACUCAAAUUUCAUCCCUCAAAUUGUCAUUUUCCAUUUUGCAUCAUGAAGGUGUGAGGGGUUUUUAUAGGGGUUUUGGUACCUCUUUGAUGGGAACAAUCCCAGCAAGAGCCCUUUACAUGACAGCACUUGAGGUGACCAAGAGCAGCGUUGGGACUGCAACUGUUAGAUUAGGUUUCUCUGAUACUCAAGCAACAGCUAUAGCCAAUGCUGCUGCUGGGUUGAGUUCAGCUAUGGCUGCACAGCUAGUUUGGACCCCAAUUGAUGUUGUGAGCCAAAGGCUCAUGGUUCAAGGUUGCAACAAUAGCAAGGACAUAAUCCCCAGUUUGAAUUCGGGUGGAUAUAGAAAUGGCAUCGAUGCUUUUCGAAAGAUUUUGCAUGCAGAUGGUCCGAGGGGAUUGUAUAGAGGAUUCGGGAUAUCAAUAUUGACUUAUGCACCAUCCAAUGCAGUUUGGUGGGCAUCUUACUCUGUGGCACAUAGGCUUGUUUGGGGUGGAAUCGCUGGCUCCACAAAUAAAAAAGAAGAGAGUUCUGUAUACGGUGGUCGGUGUGGUUAUAGGCCUGAUUCAAAGGCAAUGGUGGCAGUGCAGGGGUUAUGUGCAGUCAUGGCUAGUGGGGUUUCAGCUAUGAUUACCAUGCCACUCGACACAAUUAAGACACGCAUGCAAGUUUUGGAUGGAGAACAAAAUGGAAGAACACAGCCAUUGACAGUUACGCAAACAGUUAAGAAUUUGGUAAAGGAGGGUGGAUUUGCUGCUUGUUUUAGAGGAUUGGGGCCUAGAUGGGUGUCAAUGUCUAUCUCUGCAACAACAAUGAUCACUACUUAUGAAUUCUUGAAACGGUUAUCUACUAAGAGCAGAGAGAGCUUCAGCUCAUGACUCCAGUCUACAUAUCAGAACAAGAGAACAAAGAAACGUUUUCCCACGGGAUCUCCUUUCCUCAGUUGUCUGAAAUGGCCGACUUGCCGAGAGGGCUUAUUAAUGUAAAUUCUAGUUCUUUUCAAUGUAAAUUCUAUUUCUUUUCUUUCUCUGGUCAAAUGACAUAUUAAUGUACACUUGUAUAGUAAUAACAAGGCCUUUUCUGCU
Molecule: messenger RNA, 1818 nt
Organism: Hevea brasiliensis (rubber tree)
Lineage: Eukaryota; Viridiplantae; Streptophyta; Magnoliopsida; Malpighiales; Euphorbiaceae
Exons: 1
Coding region: 559-1611 (350 amino acids)
Biological process (GO): transmembrane transport
Source: RefSeq, a predicted model, not a curated record